AUGCUCAAGGACUACUACGCCAUCCUCGACGUCUCGCAGAAUGCCUCGCUCGCAGAGAUCAAGCAGCAGUACCAGCGUCUCCUCCUAAUCCAUCACCCGGACAAGCAGCUUCAACAGCAGACUGUACCGAUUAAUGGGACUGCAGGGCUGAAAUUGAUCCCACUUCAGGAUAUCAAGGAAGCAUGGGAGUGCCUUCGUGAACCCAACCACCGUGCCUUCUAUGACUCGUCUCUCCAAGCUACGAGACUCCACGCCAAUGGCCAGGUGCACGACGACAUUGAUCUGGACGACAUGGACUUUGACGAAGAAGCAGGAAGUUAUACGUCGCCGUGUCGAUGCAGCGGAGAGUACAUCAUCUUGGAAGACGAGCUGGAGCUGGGCGUCGACACCGUCGUCUGCUCGACCUGCUCGCUCAUCGUCAGGAUCCACUAUGAGGCAGCCGAUGACGAUGAGGAUGAUGAUACUAACUGA
Molecule: messenger RNA, 471 nt
Organism: Linnemannia hyalina
Lineage: Eukaryota; Fungi; Mortierellomycota; Mortierellomycetes; Mortierellales; Mortierellaceae
Source: the annotation of a GenBank genome assembly